Wallemia mellicola CBS 633.66 is the source of this 1083-nucleotide messenger RNA. RefSeq lists its product as hypothetical. The coding region runs from base 1 to 1083 and encodes 360 amino acids. NCBI's taxonomy places the organism in Eukaryota, Fungi, Basidiomycota, Wallemiomycetes, Wallemiales, Wallemiaceae. Gene Ontology annotation, biological process: regulation of DNA-templated transcription. The transcript is spliced from 2 exons. Gene Ontology annotation, cellular component: nucleus. The record is from RefSeq and is a predicted model, not a curated record. Gene Ontology annotation, molecular function: transcription cis-regulatory region binding; DNA-binding transcription factor activity.
AUGUUCUUUGGCGACACAGAGAAGAAAUAUCAAAGAAAGGAUCGUAUACCACGUACAGUUGAAAUUAUACACGAAUUAGAAAGGGGUGAUGCAUCACACGCUGACCUUUUAGCCAAGAAAUGGUUAAGUUUCGGUGAAUUAGCAGAGUUGGAGAAAUCAAUUGGUCUCAAAUACAAGAAAGGAAGGUUUAGCUUAACGGAAGACAAAGCUAUUGAGGAUUUCCUCAAUAGAUAUAAGAGCACCCAAGAUUGGAAUGACGAUCAGCUUAGGGAGAUGAUAUUCGACAAGAAGAAAAACAAAGACAAAUUUUGGUCUGAAUUGACCGAGCAACUUCCACAAAGGCCAUUGAUGGCUGUUUAUUCUCAUGUUCAUAGAAUUUGGCACCCUAUGUCCAACAAAGGCCGUUGGACUACCCAGGAGGACAAAGUACUAGAAGAAGCAUAUAGAGAUCACCCUCGUCAGUGGUCAAAGAUUAGUGAAUAUGUACAAAGGACACCGCGUGACUGUAUCGACAGAUAUCGCACGAUAUUUACCUGCAGAGAUAGGAAAGUAGGCAAAUGGUCAGAAGAUGAAGUAGCAAAGUUCAUUUCAAUUGUCAAACCAAUGAUGAAUGAACGCGACUAUCAAACAAGAGAUGGUUCAGAUCCAUUCUGGUCAAUAGUCCAGGAGAAAAUGAACAAUAAACGCUCAGCUCAUCAAUGUAGAGUGAAAUGGGAAGAAGAUGUCUCUACUAUAGUGAAUCAACGUAAAGAUUCAACGUUCAAGAUGUCAGAUUAUGGCGAAUUGAUAAGGCGGAUAAUGUCGCUGAAGAUAAAUGAUGAAUCCGAGAUAAGCUGGAGAUCACUUAGUCAAAAUGACUACAAAGACGAGUGGUCUGCUCGCACCCUUAGAAGCAAAUGGAGAUAUAUUCAGAAGACAAGCAGCCCAGAUUGGAAGACACUGCCAUAUACCGAACUUCUGAAAGCUAUUAAAAGGGUUUACGGCGAUAUAAUAGAUGGCUCUAUAGACAGUACCAAGGCAGAUAACGAAGCGGUCGGGGACGACGAGCAUGACGAUAGCGAUAGCGAUAGUGAAAUUAAUUAA